Anopheles gambiae (African malaria mosquito) is the source of this 7699-nucleotide messenger RNA. RefSeq names its product mitogen-activated protein kinase ERK-A (gene rl). Gene Ontology annotation, cellular component: cytoplasm; nucleus. The coding region runs from base 1193 to 2314 and encodes 373 amino acids. The record is from RefSeq and is a predicted model, not a curated record. NCBI's taxonomy places the organism in Eukaryota, Metazoa, Arthropoda, Insecta, Diptera, Culicidae. Gene Ontology annotation, molecular function: MAP kinase activity; ATP binding. Gene Ontology annotation, biological process: intracellular signal transduction; protein phosphorylation. The transcript is spliced from 8 exons.
AGCUGCGUAGCUUCGUGCUUUCGUCCUGCUUGCUGUCUGCUCACACACAGGCACAAGAAGAAGGAAAGAAAAACAAGAACGCAGGCAAAUGCGCUCCGUUUCUUCCUCGGCUCGUAGUCGUUUUCUGUGGCCCGAAUCGUGCGAAUGUCCUUUGGCCAACUCCCGUAGUGUCCAGCCGAGAGCGCAUACCACUACCGUGUAUACCGUGGCUCCGUUGCUCCGAAGGAAUGUGGAAAAGUGUAAAUUAAUCGUGCCCAAGCUGUUUUAGCCUGUUUGUGAGAAGAGUCGGUCGUGUUCCGGUGGCGGUGUGGUGGUGGUGCGGUUUUUGCUACGACAGGAAGCAGCGGUAAGCGGACGGUGUGGGUGUGUGUGUGUGUGUGCGGAAGAAAGCCUUGUGUGCCUACGGGGUGUGCCGUGCGGGAGCAGAUUGUUGCCGCUUGCCUGCCCGAGAUCGAUGGCGAUUCCGUAAUCACAAUCAGAGGGCGCAUCUAGCACCUAGGCCGGAACAGGCAGUCGUGUGCAGCGUGUGCAGUGUGUGUGUGAGUAAUUGUUUUGUUCGAUCAGUGUGGGAACGGUUUGUGAGUACUGUUGCGGUGCGUGUGUGUAAUACGUGCGUUUGUAAGUUGUGUAAGCAAGAGUGUGUGUUUGUGCGUGCAUGUGCAUAUUGUUAAAGUGCGAACCCGUCCGCGAAACGACGCGAGUAAAACCCGGUUUGCCCCUAGUGUGCGAGAAGCCGCCCUUGCUGUCUCUAGUAGGGAUCUCUGUGUCUUGUUCGUUGUCUUGUGUUGUGUGCGCGCAUUUACUGGCUCUCCGCCCGGUCCAUUAACGCUCUACAUCCGCACGUGUGUGGCUGGGUGCGUCAAAGCAAACCAGUGGUCAAAGCAAGCGGUGCCGCCACUCUCGCCUACCGAUAAGCAGAAGCAUUGCUGUGUCGAUUACACUUGGCUCAUACACUACACACACCCUUCGAAGCGAAGUAACCAACAGGCGGGAGACAGCAGCGCUAACACAAACCGGAAGAUACGCACAAACCACGUUGCCCUCUUGUACGUACAAACGCAAAUCCUUUUGCAAAUUGUGUGUGUGUGUGUCUGUGUUGAAGAGAAGUGAUUUCGUUCGUUCGAUCGAGUGGAGAUUCCCGUGCGAAAGCCCAUAGAGAAAGAAGACACACACAUAUACACACAGCGUAGUAAUGGCCGAGGCAGCAAACAACGGUGCUGGAGCGUCGGGAUCGGGCGCCAACAACAACCCGAACGCCGAAGUCGUCAUCCGUGGACAGGUGUUCGAGGUUGGCCCCCGGUACACAAAUCUGGCCUACAUCGGCGAGGGAGCCUACGGAAUGGUGGUCUCUGCAGUGGACACCGUCACCAAGACCAAAGUUGCCAUCAAGAAAAUAUCUCCCUUCGAGCAUCAGACCUACUGUCAGCGAACAUUGCGGGAAAUCAAAAUUCUUACCAGAUUCAAACACGAAAACAUCAUAGACAUAAGAGAUAUCCUCCGGGUGCCUAGUAUAGAGCAGAUGAAAGAUGUAUAUAUUGUUCAGUGCUUAAUGGAGACUGAUCUAUACAAACUACUAAAAACACAGCGACUAAGCAAUGAUCAUAUCUGCUAUUUCCUGUAUCAAAUACUUCGUGGCCUGAAGUACAUCCACUCGGCAAACGUGCUGCACAGGGAUCUGAAGCCCAGCAAUCUGCUGCUGAAUACGACUUGUGAUUUAAAGAUUUGUGAUUUCGGUCUUGCACGCGUAGCCGAUCCCGAGCACGAUCACACCGGCUUCCUGACGGAGUACGUGGCCACCAGAUGGUACCGGGCGCCAGAAAUCAUGCUCAAUUCCAAGGGCUACACAAAAUCGAUCGACAUCUGGUCGGUCGGCUGCAUACUGGCGGAGAUGCUGAGCAACCGGCCCAUCUUCCCCGGCAAACACUAUCUCGAUCAGCUGAACCACAUCCUGGGCGUGCUGGGCUCCCCGUCCCAGGAGGAUCUGGAGUGCAUCAUCAACGAGAAGGCGCGCAGCUACCUGCAGUCGCUGCCGUACAAGCCGAAGGUUCCGUGGUCGCGCCUCUUCCCCAACGCCGACCAGAAUGCGCUCGAUCUGCUCGGCAAGAUGCUCACGUUCAAUCCGCACAAUCGCAUCUCGGUCGAGGACGCGCUGGCCCAUCCCUACCUGGAGCAGUACUACGAUCCGGCGGACGAGCCCGUGGCCGAGGAACCGUUCCGUAUCGCGAUGGAGCUGGACGAUCUGCCGAAGGAAACGCUGAAACAAUUAAUCUUCGAGGAAACGCUGCGCUUCAACCACAACGAUCCGCCAGUAUAAGCAGCCUACACUAGCCCACUCCUCACCUCCCCUCGACAGCUCAUACAGACGGAACACAUCAGAAGAGCCACUCAGUUCCAGAGCCCAUGGUUGGCCAGCAUCAGCAGUGCGUUGGAGUCAAUGGAUCCGCGACCCAUCGCAGCGCCAUCAAAGUCUCUCGGAUCGCCUGUAUGAGUGUUUGUGUGUGUGAGUGUGUGUUUACAUGUUAGUAUCUUGGUGGGGCGGGGGGGGAGCUGAAAGGAUAUAUGUGGUAGUUAAUGCCAAACCUUCAAAACACAGGAGUUUCAACAGCAGCAGAGCUUUCGACAAGAUAUCUCUCCUAUGUGCAGCUCAUGGCAUAAGCAGAGAGAGUGCGCCCACCAGUCACCCGUUUAGAGAUCCGUUCUGUUUGGUAAUUCCCGAUCAUCCCGAUCCCCCUCAUGCGUGGGGAGUGGGACAUUUAUUUUACUUCUUUUUCGGUUUGCACUCGUUUUAUCCCUCACAAUCAAACGGAAAAAGGAAACUCAAAGCCCCUUUUCCAUUACAUUAUUGUACACAGAAAGAGAGAGAGAGAGAAAAAGAGGAAGGCAAUGUGUGUGUGCGUGUGGUUGUGUUUGUUGCGCUGUUUGUAAAUGCUUGUGAUAAGGAGGAGUUAAGGAAAGGAUGCUAUUGUGAGGUUGAUGAUUGCUCCAUCUAUUGAGAAAAAACGCAAACACACACACAUACCUGCUGACUGCAUCCUGGGAACGAUUAUGCCCGCACGACGUGUGAGAGCUCUCUGUGGUGUGCUGGAUGAUUGUGAUAGAAGUGAAGGAAAUGCUCUUAACUGCCCGAUUUCCCCCCAAAAAACAAACAAAUCGAAGCUGUAUGUUAUCCCCAGCACAUGUGCACACAUUACAAACAGAACAGCAAAUUAGUAGCAAAUAGUACGCGGAUUCCAUUCUUUAUUUCAUCUGGCGUUCAACCAAAGAACAGGAUGAAAACAACACAAAAUUUGCAAUCGGUUGUGUUGUGUUUGUAUGCUGUGCUGUGCUGUGCCGUGCGUGAUAAACCUAUCACGCUUUUUUCGUUUUGCUUCUUAAACCCCGCUAGCAAAAAUAUACACCUGCCGCGUUUGGAGCGUUUUACUUUUAAUUAUUUUUUUGUUUUUAAAAACAAUAUUUUUCCCUUUAUUCCCGUUUACCUAGGCAGUAAGUAGAGAAUCGUUUUAACUCCCCGUGGCAGUUUAUAGUGCAGUAUAUAGCAGCAGAUACAGUAGUAGAGUGCAUAUCAUUUUACGAACAGUAAACACACGUCUGGUUGCAAAUCGACAAACAGGUCUCUCUUUCUAUAGGAAAGGGACAGAAUAGAUCGCUCAGUUAAGUUUGCAACAGCACCGUACCGAGCCGCACCCGGGCGCGGAUCAUGGCUAGUGCAAUGUUUCUCUGUAAUACAACGAGGGAAAAAGGGCCAUUACUUUUAAAAUCGGCCAGCAGGGAAUUCGGAAAGGAAAAGCAAAUCUGAAGUUUGAGAUUGAAUCAGAGUUUAACCAGGUGGUGUUUAAGUAAUAAGUGUCUUGUCUUGUACUAUGUUUUACGCAACAACCGAAACAACAGGUGAAAUUGCUCCCGCACUGCAACGUAGGUUCUACUAAAUGCCAUAGAAGAAGAAGAAAAAACAGUAUGCUAGAGAGCAGGUCAAUCGGAUCUCUAUUAGAUCGCCUAAUGAAUAUAAGAAAUUUGUCUUUGAAAAAAACAAUCCUCCAUAACCAACAUAAAACAACACACCCAUAAGUACAGUGAUCUCUAACGGCGAAGCGUGGCUCCCUUUUACAGGGCUUGCCACGAUUUAUUGGUUGGUUUCCAUCAAUUUUUGGUGGGUUCCCAUAUUUUUUUUUUUUUUUUUUUGGUGCGUUCCUACGAUUUUUUGACCGUUUCCCAUAAUUUGUUUAUCCAAUUGUAUUGAUAUCCAAUCGGAAAAUACCAAUAAAUUAUGGGAACGAACCAAAAAUCUAUGGGAUACAAUAAAAAAAUAAUUGGAAACUGACCAAUAAAUUUUGGGAAACCCUGUAUAACUGUUCCCUUUAUUGAAAUAGACCAUAAAUACUGUCCUUCCUGUUGAUAUGAUUUCUACCAUCCCGAUGGUGCAAAUUUGUCGAAUUUCUUAUUUGACUUUAUUAUGCAAUACAAUUGGCAUCAUUUCCACUCAUUGGAAAAGUAACAUUCAACACCAACCCCACGCUGUUCGGUGUUUGGUGUUGAAACGUUAAUAAUUUGCUCAACAUUCCUGGCUUCUUUCCCAUCAUUUGCAUCUCUCCUCUUUUCAACACACACGCACACAUGAUUCAAUUUGCAUUGUGCAUUUAUUGAUGAAUGGAUUGCUGUGCAAGCUCUCUCUCGAUGCGGUUCACUGCUCAAUUAUGGUAGAGUUUUUGUGUGUAUUUUUUUUUUACUGUGUGCAACCAUUUGUACCCACACACCAUCGUGCUGUGCUGUGUUCGUUUCGAUGCAUGGGAAUUACGAAUGAAGCUUUUUUUUUUUAUUUCUUCUGGAAAUAGUUUGCAACCAAAUGCAAAUUAACCUUUGUGUGUCCCCCGGAGUGUGCUAUUCGAGUGAAGGAUAAUUAAUUUACACUGCAUAAAUUUGCACAAAUAAAACACACAUCAAUAAUCAAUGAGGGGAGAAAACAGAGCAAAAACGGGACAAAUUCUGAAACAAAACCACACACACAAACACAAAACGAAAUAGCACAGUAUAACAGUAUGUAAAUAUGCAACUUUUUCACUACGAUAAACACGCUUCGAUGGAAGAAUGAUCGCUUUACCAAAGCUAGCACCAGUAGCAGCGCAGCAGCAUUCUUUAGCCAUUUCUAUUCCCUCCACUAUUUGCAUUCUUGACUCUAGCAAACCUCAGAUGUAAUCCACAAAACAGAAUUUAAUAGUGCAAUAAUCCACCCUCUGUCCAGUAAAUUGGCAAAUUUUCCACCGUGUGUGUCUCCAUUUUAGGAUUUGCUCCACAGAAAUUCGUUUGUCUUUCUAACCGGCAUUUGUAACAGAAAAGAGAGGGAGAGAAACCAGAGGGCUGCUGUAGAACGCGCCAGCACCAGCAAAAAAACACGCCCUUUGCUGCUAUUGAGCCGAACAAACAGAGAACACAAAGAAGACUUUUUAGAUAGGAUGAACAAAAAAAAACAAACAAACAAUGUAGCCGCUUCCGCAUAUACGUAGGGCAAAAGCAGGGGACUGCACUGUUGGUGCUGGAGCUGUAUAGCAGAGGGACAGAGAGAAGGGACAGGAAAUUGGAUCAAAAGCGUCGAUGACAGGCUCCUCGUGGAUUUGUUGCAGUGUGGUGUUCCAGACCAAUUGUACUUAAUUUUUGUUCGUGUGUUAGUCAAAAAGAACACCCACACACACAGGAACAAUAGGAAAAAGGCGAAAAGAGCAACGGGAUGAAUUUCCCUUUACUUUAUACGAUGCGAGUUUAUUUAUCACACAAAUAUGGUGCAAUAGAACAUAAUGCUGAUGGGGAAGAGGUGUGUUUGUAGCGAUCGUGUACCAACAUAACGAUCGUGCUAAUUGUUGAUUGUGCUCAGCCGGUGUGUGUGUGAACGUAUACUGAACGUUCGUUGGGCUACUAUUUCUUCAGUACAAAACUCACCGUUCUAAGCUCUGAUUGCACUUCUCGUGUAAGAGAUUCCAACUUUUGUAAAGCACCCUCAACAACACGCACACACACAAACGUACAGCAGUAGCGCCAGGAGAUCAUCACACACAGUGUUAGGAAGAAAGGGAAACGGGGAAGAGGGAAGAAAAUAUGGGAGUCGUUGUUUGCCAUGCGUUCGUUUUUCACUCUUGAAUCACUUUCUCUCUUGAGCACACCGCGAGUUUAUGCGCGAGAUAUAAAGUGUUUGCAAUUUUCAAGUGCUCGAUACAACAUCUAAUUGUUACAAUAUUAUAUAUCAAUGUUCUUCCGUAUGUCUGUGUGUGAGUGUUUUUUUUUUGUUUUGUUUUUUUUUACGCAUACAGCAAGGGAAAGAAGAUAUUCGAAAUUUCAUUCAACAUCCCCGACCCUCCUCCUUGUACGUGUGUUUGUAUAUGUAUGUGCGUUUAUGGCGUGUAAAAGAAGAGGGAUGAAACACAGAUCCCCCCGCCACAUGAUGGGCCUGUAUGGCUAGUAGUAAUAUCUGUAUAUGUUUCUAUGUUUACACGUUCAAAGAACACCGUGCAGGAGACUGAGACACCGAGAAGCGGAGGGGUGGGGAAAAAGUGUGUAAAAAAAACAAAAACAGCUAGCUCUUGGUAUUGUGAAGUUAUUAUCAUCCCUUCUCUCGAUCGCGAUCGAUCUGAAUGGUGGUCGAAGAGAAAGCAAAAAAAAACGAAACGAAAUGAAAAGAGAGCGAGCGAGCAAGCGAGUGAGAGAAGGAAAUUACAAUUUAACUAAUAUUUGCAUAGUGAGAUAAAUAUAUAUUAAAAAAAAACUAGUAUAGAAUAGCAGAUUGAACCGGCAAACCGGGCAAACACAGAAAAGAGCAUUAAACCGAAACCACUAUUAUGUGUGCUAUACGCGCGCACACACACACCCAUACAAUUUGCAGUAAAAUGCAAAACAAUCAGAAAAUACAAAAUGUUUAAAGCAUUUGCAGCAAAUAGCAAAAAAUAAAAACCGUUGACAGAAGAAAAGAAAAACAGAACAAUGUGAUUCAUGCUCGAGUAGAAGAAGUAAGUUACUAUGAAUGUAUUAAAACAUAACAAAGUAAAACGAUACAAGAACAGAAGCAAACUACACGAUCAAAGUGUUGAUCGAUGCAAAUCAAUCGAUCGAAGCAGAGAGAAAUGCAGAGAGAGAGAGAAAGAGAAAGAGAAUGGAAACCCCCCGUUUAAGCCCGUUAAAAUGUGUCUGAGUGUGUGAGUACAUUUUAGUGAGAAAACUACUUCUUGUGUCAAGUUGUGUGAAUGUGUGAAAGUAUUUUCUUCUGUGUGUAAUUUAAAGAAACCGUUUAAUCAAAAGCAGCAAAAAAGAAGCGCAAAACAAACCCUCCUCCCAGCAGCAACACGCAACAAGCUCUCCCGGAUUUAAAGUUAAACACUAAAAUCUACUGUCAUAUACUAUAAAGUUACGAGAAAAAAAAACACACACACACUUACAUAAGCGUAUAUGAAUAUUCUUAAACGUUUUACUCUCUUUGCGCAAAAGAAAGAGGUGGUGCGGGAUAUUAUAAAGAAACAAGAGAAACGAAUGUGUGUAGUGUGUGCUCGAUGUUUGUCGAAUUGCAAAAGUCGAUAGAAAAGGAAGAAAAGUGAUGUAAAACAGUGCAACAAAUGAGAUUGUUUUUCCUAUUAGAGGAUAAAAUCGAACUGGAAAAAUGUGCAAGAAGAAGAAAAGGGAAGGAAAAAAACGGAUCGAAACAAACCAAAAAAAAAAAAACAAA